Rhagoletis zephyria (snowberry fruit fly) is the source of this 2352-nucleotide messenger RNA. RefSeq lists its product as uncharacterized. The record is from RefSeq and is a predicted model, not a curated record. Lineage: Eukaryota; Metazoa; Arthropoda; Insecta; Diptera; Tephritidae.
GGGGACAGCCAAUUAACUCGUCGCAGCUUGUUAAAUUAUUGAGCUUAAGUCCAACUACUAAUAGCUGCAACCCUGCUGGUUAAAUACCAACACAUCCAAUUCUCUACUGCGUAAUAACUGCAACCCUGCUGGCUAAACGUCAACUCAUCCAGCUCUAUUUUCCACGAACAUCGGGCCCUUUUCGCUGUAGCUGUCGUCACGAUAAGUUCAACUUUAUAUUUAAGCGUAAGAAAGAGCACAAAUAUUUUCGCUUAAGUUCAUCAAUGUGCUGUAAAAUUCUUGAAUAAAUAAACCGGAUUAGUUCCGAGCAUUGAAGCGUAAACUAUUGCUCUAAAAUUCUCAACAUCCGAAAAUAUUUUGGUGCAGAGAUUUGACACAUGUGAGGACUGGUGCGAAAUUAUAACCUCUGCGACUAUCGUGACGUAAAGAUUCCUUUUAAAGAAUUUAGUAUAUUCUUCUCUGGAUAUCGUCGAUCUUCUAAAGAUGUUUUCGCCGACACGCGCAAACAAUACCGAAAGCAAAUCGAAUGAGCUAACCUUAACUGCGAGUGUUGGCGCGACAACGUGUACGCUACCCAGCUCAAAUGUUCCAGACCUUUCGCCGCAUGGUUUCUCGCAAAGUGCUACAUCUAUAGAUGGGUACGCACAGGCAGGGGAACGUGCGCGUGUAAGUAACGUGACUGCAACAAUAGAUCUGGGUGCUAAAGGCUCGCAAUGUGCUACAUCUAUAGAUGGGAACGCACCGGCGAGCUGCGCUACUGAGGGUAGUUAUGCGGCACCUACGACAAUCAGGCAGGGCAAUCCUUCAUUCGAUUCUGUACUAAAUGAGCAAGCGCUAAGGCAAGUAUUUACACCACCUAAUAUGGUAAGAGCAGAUAUUUUCUCGCCAGACAAUCCAUUUGAUACCGAAGCUCCGCAUGGAGCUGUUUCGAGUCCACCUGUUGCGUGGCCCGCAAACUCCACGGUUCCUAUUAGUAUGCCUCCGCGUUCAGGGUAUAUAUCUACAUCAACACAGCCAUUUCAUUUCUAUAUACCUAGUAGUCAGUAUGCUCCUCUAAGCACUACAACGCAACGAACGCACGUCUUAGGCACAAGUCACCCCUUCCAUUCCACCACUCUUCAUUAUGACGACGGCCUAGCAGGUGCCGGGUUCAGCGCACCACAAACCACGCCAUAUCAAACCGUACAAACUACAAAACAAGCAUCGCACUCAACCACAGUUCCCGCUAAUCAACAAUUUCGUUUUUAUAAUGCGAACUCAAUUCCAAUAACUGCGCCUGUUCCGACAGUUUCUUCGACGGGCAUAUUCACCGCUUCGAUUCCAUCGCAUGUACCUGGUGGUUUCUACAGUAGGCAACAAGGCGCGAAUGGGUAUGCUUCAUUUUCUCAGGGCCCAAUGGUCGAUUGCACAUUGUCCACAAUGCAGAUAGCAUCCAGGCAGGUUGUAAAUAAAGAGUUACCGGCAUUUUCUGGCAAACCAGAAGAAUGGCCUUUAUUCAUUGUUAACUAUGAGCAAUCGACUGAGCGGUGCGGAUUUUCAGAAGCGGAGAAUCUUAUCCGCCUUCAACGCUGUCUGAAAGGUGCUGCUUUAGAAGCAGUUAAAGGCAAACUAAUGACACCUUCAACCGUAACACAAGCCAUCGAAACUCUUCGCAUGUUAUACGGCAGACCUGCCGUCAUACACCAAGCAUUACAACGAAAGUUAAGGAAAGAGCCGGCAGUUCGGCACGACAACUUAGAAACUCUUAUACAGUUUGCUCUUGCGGUCCAGAACUACCGUUCCACUAUGCAUGCUAUUGGACUUUCGGCGUACUUAAACGACCCAAUGCUUCUGUCCGAUUUAUUAAGUAAGCUGCCAAGCGACUUAAAACUCGAAUGGGGUAGGCAGGUAGUAAAUAUGACACAAACUGAUUUAGGUAAAUUUGACGACUGGCUCUUUAAAUUAGCGACGUGUGCUAGUCAGGUAGUCUCUGUGAGCGCAACAACAACUGUAAGCGAGAUAAAAGGAAAACACUCGAAGUCCAGACUUCUAGUGCAUGACGUAGUUGAAAAUAAUAGCAAUAAAGUGAAGGGCCAUCCACAACAACAAUGCCAUUAUUGUCAAGAAGAUCAUAAUUUGCAAAAAUGUAAGAAGUUUUGUUUAUUAGCUAUUAAAGAGAGAUGGCAAUUUAUACGUGAGAACAAACUGUGUAUUAGAUGUUUUAAAAAGCACUUUUUGAAAAAUUUUCGUUCUAAAAGCCGUUGUGAUAUCAAUGGUUGUACAAAACCACAUAACGCUUUGCUUCACGCAGAUGAUGUAAAGGCGCUUAAUGAUACUGCUGUUAUGCUACUAAAAGAGAAUCAAAUAAAAUAA